Durio zibethinus is the source of this 1993-nucleotide messenger RNA. RefSeq lists its product as uncharacterized. Lineage: Eukaryota; Viridiplantae; Streptophyta; Magnoliopsida; Malvales; Malvaceae. The record is from RefSeq and is a predicted model, not a curated record.
AAAUUUUGAGUAACAACUUGCCGGUUUUGGUGGAAACUGGUGAUAUUUCAUUGGAUUAGGAAAUGGGGUCCACUAUCUUUUCAAGGAAAUUUUUUGGGGUUUCAUUUUUUUUGAAGGGUUUAAUGGUGCGUUAUUUCAAAAUGAAUCCUGGUUUGACUGAAAUCCUUUGGGAUCCAAAUGGGCCAGCCAGUGGUUGCACUCUUUCCCCUAACUUUAAACUGGGCUUAUUUGCUUUAUGUUUCUCUUGCUAACUAUUGUUGAUAUUUUAAAAGACUCGUAUUGGUCUACAUGUCCCCCUUGAAGCCAUAGCCUAUAGGGUUUGGCAAAUGCAAUUUUGAUGAAACAAUAAUGAUUCAUUUCAGUUCUAUCUUUAUCUUUGUUAUGCUUUGUCUUAUUUUCAUGUGUGAAGAUACAGCAAGAUGCAUGCCUUUAAAAUUUUGAUGAACUGAAACUGAAGCUUCAAUACACUACAAUUGAGUUAGAGUCUGUCAAAAUGGAAGCAAAUGAACAAAUAAGGAUAUACAGGGAGCAGGUGAAGCAUUUGCUCAAUCUUCUAAUGCUUGCCUACCAAGAAAGAGAUGAAGCAAAAGCUCAGUCACAAAAGCUACUUAACAAGAUAAUGCCUUCUAGUCCAACUGAACUGCAAUCAAUCCUCCCUCAUCUCCAAUCUGAAAGUCCCCUUAUGAUAGCAGCAAAAGCAAACUCAAGCAUAACUGAGUCUAACAGUUUAUCAGAUAUAUAUAAUAACCAGUCACAUGGCUCUUCCCCAAUAGAUUCCUUCUUUGAUGCAGUUACUUCACCAGAUUUUUCAAGCAUUAAAAUGGCUGACUCAGUUAGCUUGGGGUUUGUGAAUCAGCCCUUUGUUCAAGAGCAUAAUGGUUCUGUGUCAACCGGAUUAGUCUCUUCAGGGGUGACCAAGGUUGAUCCUGCUGCAACUGUGAUUGAUAAUCUUGCAAAGGGGAAAACUUUGCCUAAAAAGGGAAAGCUUUUGCAAACUGUUAUGGAAGCAGGCCCUCUUCUUCAGACACUUCUUCUUGCUGGGUCCCUUCCUCGAUGGAGAAAUCCUCCUCCCUUGCAAAAUUUCAAAAUCCCACCUGUUUCCAUCGAAGGUUGUGAUUCUAAAAGUGCUAACCAAAAACCAACUGCCAAUCCAAAUAGGACUGUUGCUCAAAAACGAUUGAACUCAUCAUCAUACCCUGAGAUGUCUUGCGGGUCUCGUCAGAUGUUUUCAGCUGCUAUGUUGAAUUUUGCAAGUUCUGCUUCUGCUUCAGGGCCGACCAAUUCACAGCUGUUGAGUGCAGGUGCUGGUGCUAACUCUCAAAUCACAGCAGGAAAGCGCCAAAGGUUUCUAUGAGUUAAAAAGAAGCUUUGCGUCAUUUUGUAAAGAUUAAAUGUGAGAGGUUGAUGAUGUAAAUUGGAUACUCUUUUUGGGGGAUUGAAUUAAAUGAUAUAGCAUAGCAGUUCAACACUUUGCUUUUGGUUUAUGAAAACAUCUUAAGGCUGUCCUUCAUUAAAUCAUCUUUUGUCGCCAGGUAUAAGCAUCUGUUGGAUGGUUGAAUUUCGAAAUACUAUGUCAAAGUUCUUUCACCCAUCGCAGUGCUUAGCUAAACCAAACUAUUAUGGAAUCGAUCGGUCAAAUGAUGAAAACCAGACUAAACCUGAGAAGUUUUGCCGGUAUCAAAGGAGAGCUCCAAAGACUGCAGAUAUCAUUUGCAGGAGAGUAGGGACUACUUGGCAGCAGGAUCAUCUUCCUUCCUAGAGGCCUCAACCUCUUAAACCUUGAAAAGCAUUGAAUAAUAAUGGCAAAAGGGGCCCUUGAACUAAAAUUUAAUAAUCAUCCAAGCCCUUGUUGUUUUUCUACAAUCUAUUAAACUCAACUCUCGAACAUUUAUUUUCAUCAAUUGAGUUUUUAUUGGAGAAAAAAUGGUUAAUAGUUUCUGUUCAAUUGAGGGAUUAAUUGAAUGAAAAUAAAUGUAUAACGGUUCAAUCGGAU